AUGGACAUGCUCUCCAAGCUACGCCAUCGCCACCUCGUUUCACUAAUUGGGUUUUGUGAUGAGAAUGCGGAGAUGAUCCUUGUGUAUGAGUACAUGGCUAAUGGACCGCUUCGUGACCACCUCUAUGGCUCAAACCAACCACCAUUGUCAUGGAAACAAAGGCUUGAGGUUUGCAUUGGCGCUGCUCGCGGUUUACAUUACCUGCAUACUGGUGCAGCACAAGGUAUCAUACACCGUGAUGUAAAGACAACAAACAUUCUCCUGGAUGAGAAUUUUGUUGCAAAAGUUUCUGAUUUUGGCCUGUCAAAAGCUGCACCAACGUUGGAACAAACUCAUGUCAGCACAGCUGUGAAGGGUAGUUUUGGUUAUCUCGAUCCUGAGUAUUUCAGGAGGCAACAGCUUACUGAGAAAUCUGAUGUUUACUCUUUUGGUGUGGUGCUUUUUGAGGCACUGUGUGCAAGGCCUGUUAUAAAUCCGGCGCUGCCAAGAGAGCAGGUGAGUUUGGCUGAGUGGGCAAUGCAAUGGCACAGGAAGGGUAUGAUUGAGAAGAUAAUUGACCCUUAUAUUGCUAGCUCAGUCGACUCUGGUUCCCUGAGGAAGUUUGUAGAAGCUGCAGAGAAAUGCCUGGCUGAAUAUGGUGUUGAUAGGCCUACCAUGGGAGAUGUAUUGUGGAACUUAGAGUAUGCUUCACAGCUUCAAGAGGCAGCCUCGCAGAUUGAUCCUCCAGAAGAUAAAACUUCCAGUCUCAUUUCUUUGGAAAAAUCGAGUGAAAAUGACUCAAAGGAAGGCUCUGCUGUGGGCUCUGCUGUUGGAGUGAGUGAUGAUUCUGAAGUGACAAUUGGUUCUCCUGCGUUUGCUCAAAAGGGAAAUAUCCAGGGGAGGUGA
Messenger RNA from Prunus dulcis (almond), 885 nucleotides. Its product is annotated as probable receptor-like protein kinase At5g61350. The record is from RefSeq and is a predicted model, not a curated record. Gene Ontology annotation, molecular function: transmembrane receptor protein tyrosine kinase activity; ATP binding. Gene Ontology annotation, cellular component: plasmodesma; plasma membrane. Lineage: Eukaryota; Viridiplantae; Streptophyta; Magnoliopsida; Rosales; Rosaceae. The transcript has a single exon. The coding region runs from base 1 to 885 and encodes 294 amino acids. Gene Ontology annotation, biological process: protein autophosphorylation.